AUGCAGUGUGAGGAAGGCAAGGAAAGUCGCAGACUCUCAGACUCACUAAAACAUUCCAUAGACACCCAAGAUCAAUACCCACGAAUGGACCUGGACUCUGACCCAAGUUCCAAGCCUCUAAUUCUAGUAAAAUUGUGGUGCCUUCUCAUCGUCUUCGUCGCCGCGCUCGUCGCCGGUGUGUCGCCGUACGUGGUGAAGUGGAGUGAGGGGUUUAUUCUGCUGGGGACGCAGUUCGCUGGCGGCGUGUUUCUGGGUAUCGCUCUGAUGCAGUUCCUGAGCGAUUCCGACGAGGCUUUCGAGAAUUUGACGGCGAGAAGCUACCCCUUCGCUUUUAUGUUGGCAAGUGUGGGAUAUUUGCUCGCCAUGCUGGCCGAUUUUGUCGUUGUCUCUGUUUAUGGGAAGCACAGCCCUAGUGAUUCUGAGGGUUUUACGGUUCAAGGGAGUACCCAGCAGAGGAAAUCUAUUUAUAGGGCGGGAACAUCACAGUCGCAGAUUCAGCAGGUUGAGGAUGAAAUUGAUCAUUUUACUAAGGCCCUACUAUUCAGAGUAAUUUCCUUCGGGGACAGUGUAUUGUUGAUUACUGCCUUGUGUUUCCAUUCUGUAUUUGAAAGCAUUGCAAUAGGAGUUGCAGACACAAAAGCUAGGACUUGGAGAGCCCUUUGGACUGUGACCCUUCACAAGGUUUUCACUGCAAUUGCAAUGGGAAUAUCCAUCUUAAGGAUGAUACCUGACCAUCCUCUCGUGUCAUGUAUUGCUUAUGCCUUUGCCUUCGCCAUCUCAUGUCCUGUUGGUGUUGCCAUAGGGAUAGUAAUAGAUGCCACUGCACCUGGUAUCAUUGUUCGCUGGAUCUUUGCUGUUUUUAUGAGCCUCGCAUGUGGGGUUUUCAUUUAUAUCUCUGUUAAUCAUUUGCUUGUCAAGGGUUACUUUCCCCAAAGAACGGUUAUGCUUGAUAGUACUCAUCGCAAAUUUCUAGCUGUGGUUUUGGGGGUUGGAGUAAUUGCAAUUCUAAUGAUUUGGGAUGAGUCAACUAGUGCUUGUGGAUGA
This is a messenger RNA of Thlaspi arvense, 1044 nucleotides long. Lineage: Eukaryota; Viridiplantae; Streptophyta; Magnoliopsida; Brassicales; Brassicaceae. The record is from the annotation of a GenBank genome assembly.